Messenger RNA from Phytophthora sojae, 1524 nucleotides. RefSeq lists its product as hypothetical. Bases 1 to 1524 code for a protein of 507 amino acids. The transcript is spliced from 7 exons. Gene Ontology annotation, molecular function: phenylpyruvate tautomerase activity. Lineage: Eukaryota; Oomycota; Peronosporomycetes; Peronosporales; Peronosporaceae. The record is from RefSeq and is a predicted model, not a curated record.
AUGCCGUACGCGCGUAUCACCAGCAAAGUCUCCAAGUCCAGCGUGGACACUGUCGCCGCUAGCACCGCCGUUGCCAAGACGCUGAAUGAGCAGUGGGGCGUCCCCGCGGCCUUCAUGAUGGUGCAGCUGGAACUUGAGGCCCCGAUGCUUCUGCAGCUGAACGACGAGCCGGCGGCCUACGUGCACGCACGCACGAUUGGACUCACCUCGGACCAGAAACCGAAGACCCUUGCGGCGCUGACCGAGACUGUGUCCGAGCAGCUGAAGGUGCCAGCGGAGCGCGUAAUUACCGAGAUGGCUCAAGGAGCGAGAACUGAGGAGACCGACGCAGCGCUGGCCGACGUGUUCUCUUUCUUCGACUCUCUCCACAGCGACAGCGACUCGAGCUUGACCGACAUUAUCUCAACGGACGAAGACUUGAGCUUGGCGGACAUCACGUCAACUGACGGGGACUUGAGCGCAGUGUCUUCUCCGCUUGAACCUGGGGCUUCAUCACCGUCUCAUGAACCUUCAGCGCCGAGCAAAAGCUCUCGCAAGAAACGCAAGCCGAGGCUCCCGGGUCAAGUCCCGCAGUCGACCAAGUUCCAGCGCCAGAAGCGUGACGAAGUGCUGACACUGCGCCAGGAAGUGCUUGAGCUGACGGCGAGACUGAAGCAACUGCAGCGCACACGUCGUCAUCCUGCGACUGCUUUGAACAGAGUGCAAGGUCCUCAAAAGCCCAGCGCGUUUGUGUCCGUAUGGGAAGAUCUAGCGAUCCUCCAGUGUCAAGAGCGACAACAAUCAGAGAAGACCAACCAAGAACUCAAGACGAUUUUGGCUCGGCAGCGGAGGCUGGGUCGGUCGAUAUACAAGCUACUGGGGAAGAAGGACGCAUUGGAGGGGAUGAAGUUGCUGUGUCGUCUUCAGCCAACACCUGGCAUUAUGAGUAGCAGUCCAAGUGUGCAGAUCGAUCUAAGUGACGCAGUUCUGGCUGAGCUGGAAGCAACAGUGGCAGGACUAUACAUGCGUAUAAACUCCUUGUUCCCGCCACUCGAGGGCCAACCCGUGGUAUCAUUUUCCACCCAAGACAAAUACGGAGAUCCGCUCGGAACGUACAUCGAGACGAUGACAACGACUCCAAUGGCAUGUCCGCUGCAUGUAGCUGCCGAAUUUGUGUGGAAAGGCACGAGCAAAGAGUCCCAAGACCCUGAGAAGGUGCCGAUUUUCUGUUUCAAUUCUCUCUCUAGAAGCUGCAAACUCGACAUGCACAGCACUGUGCGUAUAGACGGCGUGAACUUUGUGCGCCGAUACAUCCAAUCGGACCGCAUUGUGCUGGUUAGUGCGGCGACGUGGUUUCUACCUGCCGAAGGAUUCCACUUCCAAGACAACAUCUGGACAAUCGUGACGCGAUCGGCUGUGGAUCCCCAAAAUGCGUCUGUCGUGCGGAGCUUUUGCCAGUUUGGAGCUCACGCGUCGAAGAUUUCAUCGAUGCCAAAGGAAGCUUUUGCUUCUGCGCAGGAAUACGUACGAGGCGGCCCCCAGUAA